Messenger RNA from Hippocampus comes (tiger tail seahorse), 1911 nucleotides. RefSeq names its product phospholipid phosphatase 1-like. Gene Ontology annotation, molecular function: phosphatidate phosphatase activity. The record is from RefSeq and is a predicted model, not a curated record. Gene Ontology annotation, biological process: signal transduction; phospholipid metabolic process; phospholipid dephosphorylation. Lineage: Eukaryota; Metazoa; Chordata; Actinopteri; Syngnathiformes; Syngnathidae. Bases 503 to 1354 code for a protein of 283 amino acids. Gene Ontology annotation, cellular component: plasma membrane. The transcript is spliced from 7 exons.
CUGCAUUCAAGUUUAAUCGGGAAACGGAAAGUUCGUUACUGUCAUUUCUCCUUCUAUUUGUUAGACGAAACAACUUUGAUUUCGAACAGAAUAGGAAUUGAUAACUGCGAUAUUUUUGUCAUGAAGCACAUAUAGAAUAUCCAGUAUAUAACAUCUGUUUGACUCUCAAGCUCAACUGUCAGGAUUAGCUGCCGCAAAAUUUUGAUAUUUCCCAGCAGAACCCAACAUUCUCAUUAUUCGCAAUGGUAACGGGGUUCGGGUUUCUGUGGCACACCGGUGAAGUUCUACUCAAACGCAGCUGUGGAGAGAUGCACUCGGACAACUUUGACGGACCUGAAGCUGUCCACGCAUGGAUGAGUUAGCUGUGUGACUUUGUUUUCGUGUUUUUAAUGAUUUUGGGCGGGUGGCACCAUGAAGGUGGUGUGUUUUAUGGAAUAAGACAAUCGGAGCUGAAGGAUUUUUAUUCACGUUUUUAUUUCAUUUACAACAAAAAGAAGAUAACAUGUUUGAAGUUUCUGGAAUUCCAUACUUCCUGCUGGACAUUACUUGUCUCAUACUCGUGGGACUCCCCUUCUUCAUCCUGACUCCUCAGCACAACCCCUUCAAACGAGGCUUCUUCUGCGAUGAUGAGUCCAUCCGCUACCCCCUCAAAGAGGACACCAUUUCCUACCAACUCCUUGGGGGUGUUAUGAUCCCCUUCACGCUCAGUGCUAUCAUCUGUGGUGAGUGUCUUUCCGUCUACCUGUCCCACAUCAAGAAGAAGACGCUUGGCCGCAUGUAUGCAGCAUGUGUCUACAAGGCCGUGGGCUGCUACUUGUUCGGAGCGGCGGCCAGCCAGUCGCUGACGGAUGUCGCCAAGUACUCCGUGGGGCGUCUCCGGCCGCACUUUCUGGCCGUUUGCAAGCCGCGGUGGGAUCGCAUCAACUGCAAAGCUGGAGGAUACGUGGAGAACUUCACCUGUACAGGCGAUAAGUUCCUGGUGGAUGAAGCCAGGCUGUCCUUCUACUCUGGUCAUUCGUCGUUCUCGAUGUACUGCAUGUUGUUUCUUGUUCUGUACAUCCAAGCCAGGCUGAAGGCCAAGUGGGUGAGGCUGCUGCGACCCACUGUGCAGUUCUUCCUGCUCGCCACCGCCGUCUACGUGGGUCUGUCCCGCGUGUCCGACUACAAGCACCACUGGACCGACGUGCUCGCCGGCCUCCUGCAGGGCGGCGCUGUGGCCUCCUUCACUGUGUUCUGCGUGUCCAACUUCUUCCAGCAGCCCCUCGAGGUGGGCGUGUCCCAGGAGGACGGAGGCCAGCACACCAGUUUACAUGAGAACCCACCCAAUUCCAACCACUACGGCAGCACUGACUGAACCACCUCAAAGAAUCACCCCGGCAGGAGGAGCGAUUGGGUAGGGGUGGCAGCACAUGCACUUUACUGUGUUACCAAGAAAUUUUCGGCUCGAUGUGAGCACGUUGCCGAGCGGGAGGGACUUUUUACAACAGUGUGCCAUGGGGUGGAUAUAUGCCGUGUGUCACGGAGGAAUGAAAUUCCAUUUGCUGUGAACAUAAUGGGAGGCUUGUGUGCUCGCUGCGAGCAGCCUUGUAAUGGAGAGUCUGGCACCUUGAAAAACCUCCACUGUCCUGAAAGGAGACACAGGUACUGGACGACAUACAGAAAAAUGCAGGGAUGUUCGGUUUUUGGGUGACGUUUCAGGAUGGACUGAAAAUGCACUAUAACAGUUGUUUGAUCAAUGGGUGGACCAAUACAGGAGAAAUCGACUCAGCCCUGCGUGAAUAAUGAAAAUCCGUCAACAUUUGACACCAUCCAUAAAUAUAUACCGUAUUUUCCGCACUAAAAGGCGCACCUAAAAGCCUUAUAUUUUCUUAAAAGCUCACAGCGCGCCUUAAAAUCCGAUGCGCCUUGUGU